This is a messenger RNA of Perkinsus marinus ATCC 50983, 363 nucleotides long. Its product is annotated as endoplasmic reticulum retention receptor, putative. Gene Ontology annotation, biological process: endoplasmic reticulum to Golgi vesicle-mediated transport; protein retention in ER lumen. Gene Ontology annotation, cellular component: membrane; endoplasmic reticulum; cis-Golgi network. The annotation marks the transcript as partial. The transcript is spliced from 4 exons. The record is from RefSeq and is a predicted model, not a curated record. Gene Ontology annotation, molecular function: ER lumen protein retrieval receptor activity. NCBI's taxonomy places the organism in Eukaryota, Perkinsozoa, Perkinsida, Perkinsidae.
AUGAACAUUUUUCGGUUUUGCGGGGACAUGCUCCACUUGUUGAGCAUCCUUCUCCUCGUCCUCAAACUGCAGAAGUCGAAGAGCUGUAUUGGUAUAUCGUGUAAGAUGCAAGAGAUGUACGCCAUGGUCUUCAUCUUCCGAUACAUCGACCUCCUCUGGCUCUACGUGAGCCUUUAUAAUAGUGUGAUGAAAUUGGUCUUCAUUACUCUUACAUUGCAUCUGGUUUACACUAUGAAAUUCAAACGAGGACCUGUUAAACAGACGUAUGAUGCUGCUGCUGAUAACUUCAACUAUGUCAAGUGGCUGCUUCCUCCGUGUUUCAUCCUUACUCUCAUCACUACUGCUGACUACUCUAUUGCUGAG